This is a messenger RNA of Vicia villosa (hairy vetch), 1468 nucleotides long. Its product is annotated as serine/arginine-rich splicing factor SR45a-like. Gene Ontology annotation, cellular component: spliceosomal complex. The transcript is spliced from 7 exons. Gene Ontology annotation, molecular function: RNA binding. Bases 128 to 1201 code for a protein of 357 amino acids. Lineage: Eukaryota; Viridiplantae; Streptophyta; Magnoliopsida; Fabales; Fabaceae. Gene Ontology annotation, biological process: positive regulation of mRNA splicing, via spliceosome. The record is from RefSeq and is a predicted model, not a curated record.
UUCACUCUAUAUAACAACCAUCUUCUUUCCCCCAACGCUACUUGAUUCCAAAACAAACAACUAGCGUUCAUUCUCAUCUUUCUCCAUAUUCACAAAUUUCAAAUUCUCUCUCUGUUCACCUUCAACAAUGACGUCCUACUCACGAAGAUCAAGGUAUUCGCCCUCUCCCUCACCCUCACCCUCGCCAUACAGGCGUUACGGUAGGUCUUUGUCCAGGUCUCUCUCAAGGUCCAGAUCCGGAAGCCGUUCAAGGAGCAUAUCACGAGAUGCUGAAAAUCCGGGAAACAAUUUGUAUGUGACGGGACUGUCUCCUAGGAUCACCAAGAGAGAACUGGAGAAGCAUUUUGCUGCUGAAGGAAAAGUGGUAGAUGUUCAUCUGGUUGUUGAUCCAUGGACAAGGGAGUCCCGUGGUUUUGGAUUUGUGACAAUGAGUACUCUAGAAGAAGCUGAUCGUUGUGUGAAGUAUCUGGAUCGUUCCGUACUUGAAGGGCGUGUUAUCAUGGUGGAGAAGGCUAGAAGACGACGCGGUCGAACCCCGACACCUGGGAAAUAUCUAGGUCUCAGGACUAUUCGAGGACGGCGUCGUUCUCCAAGCUACUCUCCUCGACGUUCUCCUAGCUAUUCUCCGUAUAGAAGAAGCUACAGUCGAUCACCUUCUUAUCGUAGUAGAAGUCGCUCCUACUCUCCUGAAUACAGGCGAAGGAAGUCCUACUCUCCUGAAUACAGGCGAAGGACGUCUUACUCUCCUGAAUACAGGCGAAGGAGGGCAUACUCGCCAUACUCUAGCCGACACAAGUCAUACUAUCAUUAUGAUAGACACAGGUCAUAUUCCCGGUCUCGCUCUCCUUACAGCAGGUCUCCUGUCAGCAUGCGUGACCGAUCACACUCUCCCUAUGACUCUAGAUAUGACUCACCUGAUGAUAGCUACUACAGAAGGUACCGUUACAGGUCAGUAUCCCGUAGUGUUUCACCCAAACCAAGGAGGUCAAGGAGGAGGAGCUACUCAAGAAGUGUCUCUCCUGUUCGAAGUGUCUCCCCCAGGCCAAGGAAGAGAUCAGGAAGGAGUCAUUCAAGAACCUCUAGAAAGAGUGCUGGUUAUUCCAAACUUAAGCAUUCUCGAUCAAGAAGUUCAAGUGUAAGAGCGAGUUCUAGAUCGUUUUCAAGGUCGAAUACUCCUGGAUCUACAUCUCCUUCAAAUUGAACAACUAGUCUGUCCUAAGAUUGGCUUUAAUAGUAGUCCUAUUAGCGUAGAAGCAUAUAUUGAGUAGUAGGUGGAGAUACCUGCGUAGAAGCAUAUAUUGGCUUUAAUAGAGUUCUUAGUUCUUUAGUUUUGCUCAGGACUUGUAUUGAGAUACCUGAUGUCGUGUUAUAUAUACUGUUGGUACUUGAAUUACUUUUCUAUGCUCUAAACCAAUCAUUGUAGUUUCUCAAGGUUUCAUUGUAAUUUUUAGAUCAUGUCCUUCGUUUA